This is a messenger RNA of Pocillopora meandrina, 6015 nucleotides long. The record is from the annotation of a GenBank genome assembly. Lineage: Eukaryota; Metazoa; Cnidaria; Anthozoa; Scleractinia; Pocilloporidae.
AUGGAAGAGUCACUAAGAAAGUUUGCCGCGGAAAAUUUCAGUCAUAGAUACUUCCCCGCACUUCACGGCGAAAUCGAUAAGGUACAACCCCUGACAAUGGUGGUACAAAAGAAUCGGCCUCUAUGGAAGCGACCUUUCGUAAAAUUGGAAGUCAUAGUCCUUGCAGAACUGGCGAAAUAUAUUCAAGGAGAGGAAGAGACUGAAGAGUUUCGUGGUUGCUCGAAAUGUAAGAUCAAAGAGGAAAUGCUUAUCUCAUCGCCGCACGAAACAAUUGCCAUGGGAUUCAGGUAUGAUCACGCUUUGACCCAAUUUCUUCGUGCAUGGUACAUCAACGUGCUGCAUCUUAACGUAGUAUGUUUAAUAAAAAAAAUAAGGAAAAAUACUGGCAAGAACAUCACGAAAGUAUACCGGAAUUUUUUGUGAUUAGUCCUGGCUUUCUCGCUGCCUUCAAAACUGUUUUUACCGGACGACGAGUUGAAGCAAGUGAGGUAAAGCUCCCGGUGCCGUGUUGUUCUUUAACAUUCACGGGAGGUUUCCCAAAGGUGCAUUCUUCGAACGUCUUCAAUCAUUCUUAUAAGAACGAUGAUAAUAACUGGUCUUUAUUAAGAUGAAAAUACACAUCAAAAGUUAAAAAAAAUUAAAUUAAAUUCACAUUUCAAAUGAUAUAAAUGGGGAUUCCAGUCGACGUCAUGCACAUCGGCUUCACCCCUGUCAUUGAUGUCAUCAUAAUGAUCAUUGCUAUUGUUAUCGUCCUCAUCACUCUCAAUGUUACUUUCAUCGUUUACAUUCGUCUCCACAAUUGAAAAUGUCAUAACAUUUUCAUCGUCCACAUAAUUAUCACUGUCGCUGUCUUUAUCAUUGUGAUCGUCAUCAUCAUUGUCGUUUUCGGUGAAGUCGUUACUUUCACCGUCUUUUUCAUUGCUAUCGUCGACAUUUUCGUUGUCACCGUCGGUUUUGAUUGUCAUCGUCAUCAUCAUUGUCAUUAUCAAUGCCGCGUUAUUGUUAUUGCCAUUGUCUUAGUAAAUGUAGUUAUCUUCGUCAUCAUCAUUCUCAUUUUCAUGCACUUUCAUUGUUAUUGUUGCCAUUCUCAAAAAUUUACCAUCUCUCUUAUUUCUAUCUACAAACAUUACUCUAUCGACAUUGCUGAUCCUAGCAGUAUGUAGGACGCGUGUCAUAUGAACUUUGUAACAGACUUCGCUCUCCGUGGAGUCUCUGUGGCUCAGUGGUAAAGCACUGGAGCGCGAAAUCCGAAGGUCUGAGGUUCGAUUCCGAGCGGGAACUCAGAAUUUUUUCUUCUCGUGACAAGAAGAAAAAAAGAAUCUUUCUUUAUCCUCAUUAUUGUCAUUGACAAUUCUAUUAUCUCGAUUAAUGUUAUGUUCUUUAUCAUCAGUCAUUGCCUUUGUCGCUCUGUUAUUGAUAUCGUCGUUUUCAUUGUCUUUGACAUUGCAUUGCCUAGGGUUCAUGUCAUUGUCAUCCUCGUUGUCUCUGUCACUGUUAUUGCCGUUUUCGUUUCCAUUGUAAUGGUCGUGUGGAAGUCACUCUCUCUGUGUCUGUUAUUAAAGGAGCUGUUGUAUCAUUUUCUGAACGAGGGAAACACACUUCCUCUUUAUUUCCCGCUGACAUAGCUAGCCAUAUAGCUUAAGUUGUUAUCAUUAUUUCAUAUCAUUUUGAGUUAUGUAGAAAUUUGUAUAUAUUUUUUUAAAUCUAGAGAACAAAACCUUGGUGUGGGUGUUGGAGGAAUUUUGGAGGGAAACAUCAGAUUAAGUAAUGAUCAAGGAGUUCUGAAACUGGGAAAACUUAGCCAGAAAUAUAUCGAUGAUCCAGAUCUCCGUAGCCUUUUAGCAAAGACCGCAAUGGAUCCUACCUUGAUGAAGAGUUUCGCCGAAGGGGAUAAACUGCUUCUUAUCACUUCUGUGGUUUACAGUGAGAAGUUUGAAUUAACAAGGCAAAGAAAAGAAGAGGUAAUGGCCACUUUUCUUUAACUCGAUAAACAAAACAAACAAAGCAGUUCAACUGAGGUUUAACCUUUCCUUUAAGGUUCAAGCUUGUUUGAAGGAGUUCCCAAGAUCAAGAAUUUUUCUUAAACUGGUUUUAGCGGGGAUGGUAAACAUUAACGAACUUAGUUUUUUUAAAACCCUUCUUUACUUCGAGUGAACCUUAGGAUUAGAAACGGAACGUUCAUUAAAUAAAUAGGCCGACUUCAUUUAGAACUAGAUGGACUUUCAUGCGAAUAUAACAGUAUUUGAAACUCAUGAAAUGACCUACCUAGAGGUGAUUGGCAUUGGUAUUCUUUAAGAUACUUUUAGAUAUUAUUUCAUAACGCUAAAUUACGCACCCGAACCCAACAACCCUACAUCAAAACUAAAUGUUACAGAGAUUACAUUUUAGCAUAUGAUCACCACUCAGCAAUAACUAGAAACGAAAUGACACAUGUUACGUUGUUGCAAUAUCGAAGACCAAUUCAGAUCACACGUAUAUGAAGAAAAACGAAGAUUCACAGGGCAGGGUUCUGUGUUUACGCGUGGAAAAAGCUUCUGAUCCCCAGUUCUGGUAAUAUUUAGUUGAUUUACCCUGCCUCGCUGCUGUCUGACCGAAUUUCUGAGAAUGAAACAUAGACAUUUGCCUACUUAUCAUAAAACUAUCUUAUUUACUUACCUUGUAUCAGACCGAGGCUGAAGUCAAUGUGGAUGGGGUGCCUGUGGCAAGUCCGUUUGUCAAUUUUUUUAAGACCACGGCAACCAAAAUGCAUGCCCGCUACAGCAGCUCAACUCAGCAUUCAGAGCUGGCAUCUAGGACCGCAUAUGCACCACUCCUCUUCAAGUGUUGCACUGUUGAUUACAUAAAAGAAGAAAAUCGACUGGAAAUCAGGAAAGGGGAAUACGUUGGUAAAGUAGUUACGAGGGACACAGCAGCCGAGGGUCAUGUGAAGCGUGAUGACGAAGAUUAUGACAACACUAUGGUGGAAAUUUUCUCAGACGAGACCGAUGCACCAGGUGAGAUCUUUAGGUACUUCUUUAAGCCACAUAACUUGAAAACGGUAUUUAAACUCUGAAAAUGCAGCAAUAAUUUUUUGUAUACACUGGAGAACAGAUCGAAUGAUAACUGUCCGCGAUCUGCUGCAACAUUCAGCCGAUUUGGACACAGUUUUCAAAAAGUUGCAUUUUCUUCGACCGUCUACUGGAAUAGCGUUAGUGGUAGACUUAAUGUCAGCACAUUAUUUAAAAUUAAAAAGAAUCUGAGAGUUUCAAAUUGAUCAAUAUCUAACUAAGUGCUACUUCUUUUCACUCAACCAUUUCCUGUUUGACUUUCGAGCCUUUACACCACCAGGAUAAAGAGAAUUCGACAGUCAGUAAUUGGAAUUGAGGGACUUUUAUUGUAGACACAUGCUUACAUUAACUAUAGGACUACUUGUCUACAUCUGCCGCAAUUUUACAGACACAUACUCGCUAAAACUUGUCCGAAGUUACGGAGCUGGUGAAUAAUGAUGCAAGUCGCCAUUACACACUAACGGAGAAAUAUAGCUAACAGGAAUCGGUUGGGUAGAACCGUCACCUAAGUUUUCUUAUUUUCAAUCAAUCAGCCCCUCUCACUCCGCAAGAUGUCAAGAAACUGGACUUGAUGCUUCAAAAUGUUCUUCUACCUGUGAAGAACAUAGACAAACGCAAGGAGCAGGUUGGAAAGUAUCUUCGUUGGGUAAGUUAGUCUAAGACAUCGUUCACGUUUGAAUUAAACAACCUCCACAUCAAUAAUAAACAUAACUGUGAAAGAGUAGGUUCUACGGUGUGAAUACUAUCUCAUCGAGAAAUGGCUAUAACAAUAGUGCAAUUUAUCCAUUUCUAGUGUACAACGGUACGACUUUGAGUGAAACUGUUCGGUGCGUGCACCUGGAAGAAUUUAUCCCUCAAUAAUGCUUUUCCUAAAUUGUUGUUUUGUUAUUAUUAUUACUGAAAUAUGCAACAAAGCCUUCGUGAAAUUUCCAAGUAACUGCGUUGUUCACUGUGCUUUCACCGUCAAGUUAUUUCGAGCAAGAAGUGAUUAAGGAUCAUUGGUUCAUAAUCUAUGAUACACGCGUAUUUAGCUGGAAACCUUGUCUGCUUGACCACAGUUAGAUGGUACUCCCAUUUUUUCACCCUAAUUAAUUUGAUAAUUUUUUUUAGGGGGGGGGGUUAAAAUUGUCUUUACUAACUUUCAACUUAUUUGAUAACUUGAUCUACAUAAUACAUCUAAACAAAUGGGCAGCGAAAAAACUCGUGCGAAGUUGAAACAAAGAGUUAGGAAAUUUGACUGCAGCUAUAGUACUCUCUGUUCUGUCAACACCCUUUUGAUAAGAAAAGAAAAGGUAUACAUAUUAAAUAUAUAUAUAAACGAAUGUGGGAGUAGAGUCUACCUUGGCAUAAAGUGCUCAAUGCUGUAGUACCAGAGCUAAGUAGCUCUGUCGAAUCGAUGCGUCCUCUUUAAUUCCUUAACUUAUUGUAUAUAUAUAUAUAUAUACAUAUAUUAAAUAAAUAUGCAUAUGAAAUAUACACAAAUUUAUAUACAAAAAGAGUGUUUUUGAUGAGAGCACAUGUUUCACUUAUUUCAUGUACAUUUUCAAAAUGCAACGUUUUUGAAAACGGACGGACAUAUAUAUAUAUAUAUAUAUAUAUGUCCGUCCGUUUUCAAAAAGCAGACAAGGUUUCAAGCUAAAUACGCGUGUAUCAUAGAUUAUGAACCAAUGAUCCUUAAUCACUUCUUGCUCGAAAAACGACGGUGAAAGCGGUUACUUGAAAUUUAUAUAUAUAUAUAUAUAUAUAUAUAUAUAUAUAUAUUUAUAGUAAGUCUACAAGUCGAUUUUCGCGUGGAACAGUGCUCAAUACGUUGAAGCAGAGCAGAAUAAAUAUUAUGAGAGGAAAAAAGGACGCGACUACAUUUCCCGACAAGCCUGUUUCGUAAAUCGCUUCACUCUUCAGGGGUUUAAACCUUCAGGGGUUUAAUUUUAAUUAAACAUUAAACCCCUGAAGAGUGAAGCGAUUCACGAAACAGGCUUGUCGGGAAAUGUAGUCGCGUCCUUUUUUCCUCUCAUAAUAUUUAUAUAUAUUUAUAACUCCUUCAAUUGAACUUUCGUUCUGAGAGAAAUAGAAAAGUUAAGUGGAGUUUCCCCACUGUACUCUUACAUCCCAAUUAUUAUUAUUUCUUAAAAGUUUGAAGCAGCAAUGGUAUCAGAGCAGGAUGAGGUCCUAAUUCAAGACUCAGUAGCACCGGAUGACUGUGAACUUCUUAAACUUGCGUUUCUUUCCGCCUCAGAGGGAUCAACUCUGCUGGACAUGUCAUCCCUCACAAAACCAGAUAUUCACGGAUACGUUGUUGUCCUCAAACACCUUUUAGGUAAUUGACGGCUUCAUGAUACAGAUGCCAAUAUCAGAAUAUCUGCUUUUUCAAAACAUGGAAUCCACACAACUCGCAGCGGUCAUGCUUUUCAUAUAUUUCUGAAGUGACGUUUAAAAUGUCAUCAUGGUAACUGCGAGAUCUAACAUGUCGUUUUUGCUUUUAUGAAGGUCACUGUUACCCACAAAAACUCGUGUGAAAGGAAAAACACCAUUAUGAAAAUAUCUUACUUUAAUUUAAAAUCAUAAGUUGAUAUAACAUUUCCAUGAUAUGAGUAUACGUUCAAGUGAUUACCACAUUCAGUGCUAUCAAAUUGUGUUUUGAAAUUGUCUUUCACGGUAUAGAUUGUUGCAAAUCGAUCUUUGGAGUGACUGAAAUAAGACGAAUGUAAAAUACUACUCGUGAUAUGCAUGCGCAUCUUUUUUUUAAAAUCUGAAUUAAAAGUGCAGAUCAUGGGCAAUCCACAAAUUUAUCGUGCCACACGCUGUCAUUAGCGAGGAGACUUGCGACGACUUGCGACAACAUUGAAUCUUUUCAUUAAUAAAAUUUCGAUGGCUAUUCUUUCUGAAAGCAUUUGUGUUUCUUUUUCCAACAGAUUUGACUGAUGAAAAGUGGAGAAAAUUGGAGCAGUACAAUGCAGAAUCUGAUUGA